Psilocybe cubensis is the source of this 240-nucleotide messenger RNA. RefSeq lists its product as uncharacterized. The transcript is spliced from 4 exons. Bases 1 to 240 code for a protein of 79 amino acids. Lineage: Eukaryota; Fungi; Basidiomycota; Agaricomycetes; Agaricales; Agrocybaceae. The record is from RefSeq and is a predicted model, not a curated record.
AUGGACCAAUCACCCAGCCUCUCGCAGAAGACGUAUCCGCAAACAGUAAACCCGGUGACAACCCAACCCACAGCGGGCGCAGCUAGAAGCUUCAUUCACGGAGUUUCCAUGCCCGCCAACGCAAAUAACGAGCACCAGCCUGGUUCUGGGGCAUCGCACAUCCGAGGAGGUGGUGCCGCGAAGGACUGCUGCAUCGGUGUUUUAGGAGCUUUUAGUGUUGUGAGGUUCGGAGACGGUUGA